UAGGGAGCGUGUCUGAUGGAUUACCCCAAUCACGUCUUCAAAGUUUAACAAUGUUCCUUCAGUAAUAGACACAGUUAUCUGUAGGCAGUGUACCUGCCUCACACCUCAGUCGAUAAAGAUUGUGAUAUUUGUGUUGAUUGGUGUAGCUUUAAAAGACGGUCUAGUUCGUUUGUGUUUUGAUAGUGUCGUAACGUGGAAUGUCGACAUGUAAUUAUUUAGACUACUAAAGCAGCCACAUUGUUUGAGAAAAUAUAUUGCAAGGGAUCUCGGCAUAUGAAGGGAUCAUUUGGUCAGCACUAUGCCCACAUUUUCUUUCCCUAACGUGAGUUAGCAACCCACCAGAGCCGGGCGACAUUAUACUGACUUGAACCCGGAUUUAGGAUUCAAUCUAUUUAUUCAGAACUAUAAAGAACCAAAGUAUCCCAGUACUAGAAUUACCUAAGAUUGCCUUUAUAUUUAGACGAAUUUUGUUUACGUUUAGUCAAAGAAAAUUUAGCUGAAAUUCUACCAUGGCAAAAGAGAAAAAAGAAAAGCCGGAGUCAGACGAGCGACCCAGCUGGGGACGCCAUCUUGAUUUCAUUGUCACGUGCAUUGGAAACGCCGUCGGAUUGGGCAAUAUAUGGAGGUUUCCCCAUCUAGCGUACGUCAAUGGAGGAGGGGCGUUUCUCAUCCCUUACACAAUCAGCCUAUUUUUUAUGGGCAUCCCGCUUUUCUGUUUGGAAUUACUGAUUGGUCAGUUCACAAACGUCGGACCAAUCACAAUUUGGGAAAUAAACAUUCUUUUUAAAGGUCUCGGCUACACCACCGUGACCCUAGCUGCCAUCAUCUGCAUCUACUACAACCUGGUGGUCGCCACCUCCUUCUACUACCUGUUCGCCUCCAUGCAGGCCACCCUCCCCUGGUCCACCUGCGGCAACGACUGGAACACCUGCUACUGCCGCACCCCCGAGAUGAACACCACCCUGGGGGACCCCAUGAUGUGGUACAACGCCACGAAACUCAACUGCUCUGGUAUAGAGUUCAACAAGACAGACAUCAAAUUAUCAAGUGAGGAAUACUACUACCGAUAUGUACUAGAAGCUACUGACGGUAUAUUUGAUCUCGGUAGAGUGAAAUGGGACUUAACUCUAUGUAACUUGUUGGCUUGGGUCAUCAUAUGUGCAUGUUUGAUCAAGGGAGUUAAGACGAUGGGAAAGGCUGUCUACUUUUUCGCCCUGUUCCCCUACGUUCUGAUGACGGUCCUGCUGGUCAGGGGCGUCACCCUGGAUGGUGCCAAGAAAGGAAUCGAUUACUACCUGACGCCCGAUACUUCCAAGCUGAAGGAAGCAAAGGUAUGGAAGGCCGCAGCAGCCCAGAUUUUCUUCUCCCUCAGCUGUUGUACCGGAAGUUUAGCAGCGAUGUCAAGUUAUAACAAAUUCAAUAACAACGUCCUAAGAGACAGCAUAAUGGUACCAAUCAUUAACUGCCUGACCAGCUUCUAUGCCGGCUUCGCGAUAUUCUCAAUUCUGGGAUACAUGGCGGAAACCACAGGGGUCGCUGUGGAGAAUGUCACCACUGAUGGUCAAGGUCUUAUUUUUGUCGCCUAUCCUGAAGCGUUGUCACAACUUCCGGUUCCACAGUUGUGGUCCGUGUUCUUCUUCCUGAUGUUAAUCUGUCUCGGUCUGGGAACUCAGUUCCCCAGCGUUGAGACUGUGCUAACUGCUCUACAAGACGAAUUCGCUUACUUCCGGAGGAAGAACGUCGCCAUGUUGUUCCGUAUUAGUGUCUGCAUCAUCGGCUUUUUGCUGGGGCUACCCAUGACAACACAGGGCGGCACUUACCUACAAGACUUAUGCGACAUUUUUGUUGGGUUACCUCUACUGCUGGUGGGGUUUCUUGAGAUCCUGGUCAUUGUGUGGAUAUAUGGUGUCAAAAAUUUUGCUGAGGAUGUGCUGUUGAUGGUUGGGGGCAUCAAAAGUUCCAAAUAUCUUUUCUACGGCUAUUUCAUCUGGAACUGGGUCUUCUUCGCACCGGUGCUGAUCCUGGCCAUCAUAGUGUUUGAAUGUGUCCAAUACGAACCAAUCACCGACGAACACUACCCCGACUGGGCUGAGGCCCUGGGGUGGUCGAUUGUGGCUGCGGUCAUGGUGUGGACGCCCCUGUGGUACGUGGUCAGGUUUCUUCACGAGUGGAGGAAACAAGGAUUUAAACACGGAGUUAAGCUCUUUAAAAGACUGAACCAACCAGCGCCUAGUUGGGGUCCCAAAGAUCCCGAGAACAGAACCCUCGCCAGAUACCAACGAAAUUACCAGGAGAAACCGAAGGAGAAAGAGGCGGACGUGCAAGAGGCUGAUGUUGAGCACGGCAGCAAGGAACAUAAAGAUUACGGACUACAGAAGGGGCAGUUUAAUGCGGGUUUUACUGAUGAUGAGGCUAACAUUGGUGUUGUACACAACGGUCAUGUGACCAAUGGUGGUGUUGUAGGUGAUGAAAGUGGUAAUGUUGUUAUGACAUCAAAGUUAUAAAACUGAGUGUAUGCUACUGAUCAGGGUUAAGAUUGAAUAAAAAGGUUAGGUUUUAAUAAUAACUUCAAAACUGUCUUUGCAAAGGAAGUACUAUUUUCGAUUUCGUAUUAGGGUGUUGUUUUUUUAUUGU
Molecule: messenger RNA, 2634 nt
Organism: Physella acuta
Lineage: Eukaryota; Metazoa; Mollusca; Gastropoda; Physidae
Product: sodium- and chloride-dependent neutral and basic amino acid transporter B(0+)-like
Biological process (GO): sodium ion transmembrane transport; nitrogen compound transport; amino acid import across plasma membrane
Cellular component (GO): plasma membrane
Molecular function (GO): amino acid:sodium symporter activity
Source: RefSeq, a predicted model, not a curated record